This is a messenger RNA of Achroia grisella, 2929 nucleotides long. RefSeq names its product methionine--tRNA ligase, cytoplasmic (gene MetRS). Gene Ontology annotation, cellular component: cytosol; aminoacyl-tRNA synthetase multienzyme complex. The record is from RefSeq and is a predicted model, not a curated record. Bases 106 to 2925 code for a protein of 939 amino acids. Lineage: Eukaryota; Metazoa; Arthropoda; Insecta; Lepidoptera; Pyralidae. Gene Ontology annotation, biological process: methionyl-tRNA aminoacylation. Gene Ontology annotation, molecular function: ATP binding; methionine-tRNA ligase activity. The transcript has 23 exons.
GUAUAAAUUUUAAUUUAUUCUUGAUUUGCCAGGUGGAUAACCUUUAGGGUUAUGAUAUUUUCAUAUUUAUAUUUCCGCAUUAUCGUAUAAAGAGAUAAAUUUAAAAUGAAGAUAUAUACAAAUGAAAAUAAUACGUCCACGCUAAAGUUGCUAAUAGCUGCGAAUUUAGCGGGAAAAAAAGUUGAACUGCAUAAUGCAUCGCUUACAGACGAUAUAUUCACAGGACCGCGGGCCUUGCCGCUCCUAGAGGUAGAUGAACAGCUCUCAUUCUUCUCCAGCAAUGCGGCUGUACAGUAUUUAUUCCCCAUAUUGGAUCUGAGCGAGAAUGGACAGUGCCAACAAAUGCAAGAGUGGGAAGCAACACGUCUGUUGCCCGCUGUUGCAACAGUGAUCACCAGCAAGUCGGUACCAUCAGACCUAAAGCAAGCCCUCAAUUCAUUAUUACAGACUAUUAACGAACACCUUGGAAAACAUAAAUAUAUACUUGGUGAGAAGCUGUCAGCCGUGGAUAUAUCAGUGUGGAGUACACUGUACCCUCUGUAUUAUAACAAAGACUACAAUCAGCAAUAUUUGAGCGAGUUCGUAAACAUCAAACGCUGGGUGGAAGAGCUAGCUGGAGCCAAGGCUGUGCAGGAAGCACUCCUGCAAUGGAACGGUUCACCAAGUGGCCCCUUCGGCGUGUCAUCAGCUCUGGGCAUUCCUUUAUUACCCAGCUUCAUCUCUCCUGUAGGGUCCCCACAAGAGGCCGAUGUGGGCGUGUCAGCAGAGGAAAUAGAGGCGGCCAAAGACAAUUGGAUCAACGGAUUAAGCAAACUGGAUAAACCACUCAUACAAGAGAAAGUCGUAUUGCCGUUAAAAGACCGUAAGAAUGUGUUGAUCACAUCAGCGCUACCAUACGUCAACAAUGUCCCACAUCUCGGUAACAUCAUCGGCUGUGUUCUCUCAGCUGACAUCUUCGCCAGGUAUUGCAGAAUAUGCAAUUAUAACACAUUGUUCAUAUGCGGCACGGAUGAAUAUGGAACUGCGACUGAAACCAAGGCGUUAGAAGAAGGCGUCACGCCGAGACAGAUUUGCGACAAAUAUUUCGCAAUACAUGACGCCGUAUACAAAUGGUUCAACAUCGGCUUCGAUUACUUCGGCCGGACCAGUACGGAAGAGCAGACAGAAAUUGCACAAAAGAUUUUUGUGAAACUAAUGGAUAAUGGAUUCGUGAGCAAGCAAUCAGUUGAGCAGUUACUUUGUGAGAAUUGUGAUAGGUUCCUCGCCGACAGGUUUGUAGAAGGCAUAUGUCCACAUGUUGGCUGUGGAUAUGAAGACGCGCGCGGUGACCAAUGUGACAAGUGUGGUAAACUGAUCAAUGCGAUAGAACUGGUGGAACCUCGAUGUAAGGUCUGCGGCCACCGUCCGAUCGUGAAGCCCAGCGAGCAGCUGUUCAUAGAGUUGGGACAGUUGGAAUCGUCUCUCCGGUCGUGGAUCAGUACUUCAGAGCACCAGUGGUCCCCACCGGCUAGGGCUGUCACCCGCGCCUGGUUUAGAGAACCGCUGCACGCCAGGGCUGUCACCAGGGACCUCAAGUGGGGAGUGCCAGUGCCUAUUGAUGGGUUUAGAAAUAAGGUGUUUUACGUAUGGUUCGACGCACCGAUUGGAUACGUCAGCAUCACACAAACUGCAACGAAGGCAUACGAGAAAUGGUGGAAGAAGGACAAAGAUUAUGAUGUGAAGUUGUACCAGUUCAUGGCCAAAGACAACGUUCCGUUCCACGCUAUUAUGUUCCCGGCGACGUGCCUGGGAAUCAACGAGGAUUACGUGCUCGUCAGUCAUCUGUACGCUACAGAGUAUCUUAAUUACGAAGAGGGCAAGUUUUCAAAAUCGAGAGGUGUUGGUGUGUUCGGUACAGAUGCACAGGAUACGGGUAUACCAUCAGACGUGUGGCGGUUCUACCUGGCCAGCGUCAGGCCGGAGACAUCCGACUCCAGCUUCAGUUGGGCAGAACUGGGCACCAGAAACAAUUCUGAGCUGCUGAACAACCUGGGCAACUUCUGCCACCGCUCACUGAGCUUCUGCGCCAACACCUUCGGAGGCACGGUGCCAGAGAUCAAGCCAACGCAAGCGGACUACGAACUAAUCGCAUUAGUCAACAGGGAGAUUGCCGCAUACGUGCAGCACAUGGAGAAGGGUCGUCUGCGAGAGGCUCUCAGGAACGUGCUAUCUGUCUCCAGACUUGGUAACCAGCACAUGCAGUCAGAGCAGCCCUGGGUGCUGCUCAAGGGCUCUGAUGAUGACAAGGAGCGUGGUGCGACGGCAAUAGGACUGUGCUGUCAACUGGUGGCUUUACUGGCGACCCUCCUGUCGCCAUACAUGCCUGAUACCACGCGCCGUCUCCAGGAACAGCUGAAGCUGGACCCCACCGUCCUCAGGCUGCAACCCAAUAACCCCUCGUUCCUCCAGUACUUGCCAGUCGGCCACACGAUCGGUAAACCGGAGCCGUUAUUCGUGAAGAUCGAGGCGGACCUGCUCGAUCGGUUACGUGUCAAGUACGCAGGCACGCAGAGCGAGAGGGCCAAUAAGGCAAAUGGUGAAACUCCAAUACUGACAGCAUCGGAAUUGGAGGCAGCCAUUGCGAAACAGGGUGAAGUGGUAAGAAAGCUGAAAGAAACGACAAAGGAUAAGUCAGUGUGGCAACCGGAGGUGAACAAACUGCUGGAAUUGAAGAAACAGUUGGUCGCGGUGACAGCAAAGCAACCAACCAACCAACAGAUCAACGGCCCCAGUGAUGUGGCCAGCCUAGAGAAGGCCAUUGCAGAACAGGGUGAUAAAGUAAGGAAAUUAAAGGCGUCGACCAAAGACAAAGCAGUAUGGCAACCGGAAGUCAACACACUACUUGAUUUGAAGAAACAACUCGCUGCGUUACAAAUCAACAAAUAAAUAU